Molecule: messenger RNA, 1824 nt
Organism: Lampris incognitus (smalleye Pacific opah)
Lineage: Eukaryota; Metazoa; Chordata; Actinopteri; Lampriformes; Lampridae
Gene: fam161b
Product: FAM161 centrosomal protein B
Exons: 9
Coding region: 1-1824 (607 amino acids)
Biological process (GO): cilium organization
Cellular component (GO): cilium
Source: RefSeq, a predicted model, not a curated record
AUGGACUUCAGCGGUGCCCGCAGCAACAGCGACCGUGUUUUCCCAGUAUGCAAAGGAAAGAGAAACAUGUCCGAAUUGGAUGCGUUGCUGUUGGAUGGCCUCAGAGCAGAGAUGAACUUGCAGUACACACGCAAAGCCAUGAGAGAGAUCCACAGACAGCAGCUGCUGGAGGCAGAGAGGAGGCAGAGAGAGGAUCUGGAGAAGAGGAUUCAUCUCAACUCCCUAAUUUCCACAGAUAGGGACAGAAAAGUCCACAACGAAAGACAAACGGAUAGGGCUCCCAGCCAUCGGACCAGUCAAAUAGGAAAUCUAGAUCCGAGGAGAUCUAGGUCUACAUCUUCCCUGGCCACAGGCAAGGGGACUUCACAGCAGCUUAGGCAAUUAGAAAAGCCAAUUUCUCCUUCUGCAGCCUGGAUAUCUUCAACAAAUGUCUCACAGCAAACUGCCAGGGCAUCCACGGCUGCUCAGAGAGGGACACAACCGCUUCAGCAGCAAGCUCUAUCAAAUACACAGCUGGCAUAUGUAAGUAAAGAGGCAGAGGCAGAAGCUGAGUGUCGGAAGAAGUUUCACGCUUCUCCUGUGCCUCGCCAUGCAAGUUUGCCCCUCUAUCAUAAACUGAUGCAGCUGAGAGAGGAGGAGAGGAAGCAAGGCCAUGACCAAAGGAAGAACUUCCUGCUUUCCAUACAGAAGCCUUUCAGCUUCCUGGAGAGAGAUAAAGAGAAGAGGGAGAAGAUGAUAGAAAUGUUAAGCCAAACUGUACAAACUCAAAAAGCUACCAAGGCUGUCGUUGUUAGCAAAACUGCUCCCAAGAUAAGGGAGGACACCGAAGUUUCUCCGCUUUCGAAAGACAAGGAGCUUUGCACAGAGGUCCAAAUGCAGACUAGAGCACAGGAGAACGUGAGAAAAUCCAUUGUCCUCGGUGACAAUUAUUUGCACACUAGCAACCCUAAACUUCGAUGUGCUGAGCGUACCAAGAGGGAACUACUGGCUUUCCUGGAUGAGAAGCCAAGCUUCCAGCCAAAGAUAAACCCAGGGGUCCCUGACUUCAACAGGCUGCACAAGGCCCUUCCAAUAAAGGCCCCGAGAGAGGCAGAGAGGAAUGAUGUGACCCAGUGUCAGCCCUUCCACCUGCGGACAUCAACUCUCUCUACAAGACAAAGUAGAAUGACCCCCAAAACCUCACUGGAACCGAGGAUAAGCCACCACUUGAAUAGCAGCAGUUCAUUUGGAGGUAUAACAUCCCUGUCUAGAGACACACUUCCCACGUACAUCACAGAUGCUGUAAGGAUGCGCGGCAUUGCCAUCAGAAAGUCAAUGCAACUGUGGGACAGUGAGAAGCAAGAGAGCGCCGAUUGGGUGAGGAAGUACAGGAUGAGGUCCCAAGCCAUGAAGAAAACAAUUGCCAUUCGUGCAAAGGUUAUGGACCCACACAGCAGCUUGAAAGAAGUGUACCAUGAAAAACUGCAGCGGCAUCGGGAGGCCGACCAACAGCGGAUGAGAGAGUACAUGAGGGAGCUUCGGGACAUGAAAGCACGAGUCACCGUGCGUCCUCUUCUGUUUGAACAGGUGAAACAGGAAAGUGCGAAAGCUCAUGCAUUGCAUACAUAUAGAAACAAGUUGAAGGAAGCUGGGUUAAAUGAGCUUUUUGUUGAAGCACACGGAGAGGGGGUCGAAGUGACUGCAAUACAAUCAGGAUCUGAGGAUGAUACAGAUACUAGUUACCCCGACAUUGAAAAUGAAAUUCAAAUUAGCCCUCUUGUGUUUUCGCCCAUGGUUCACCUGCAGGAGGAGCUGUGGCUCGUUACAGCCUCAGCAAAGCGAUAG